UCGUCCGAGUCAAGACUCUACACCUUCAGCGAGGAAACGAAACAGAAGCUGCGGAAGUUCCGCCUGGGCACAUCGCGUGCCAAAGACCCCCAGGCCGUCAUCUACGCAAUCGACAAGAAGACGCUUGAGGUCAAGCAGGAUGAUGACGAGGUAUACUCGGAUCUGCAGAGCUUGGGCGACGAACUGCCAGACCAUGCGCCCAGAUUCGUACUCUUGAGCUAUCCCAUAACCCUCGACUCCGGCCGAUUGUCGGUACCGUACGUCAUGCUAUACUACCUCCCAGUAACCUGCAACAACGAAGUAAAGAUGCUUUACGCGGGCGCGAAGGAAUUGAUGCGGAAUACGGCAGAGGUUGGCAGGAUAAUUGAGAUCGACUCUGCGGAGGAUCUGGAAGAGAUCGAGGCCAAGCUCAAGGAACACUCAUGA
Molecule: messenger RNA, 426 nt
Organism: Aaosphaeria arxii CBS 175.79
Lineage: Eukaryota; Fungi; Ascomycota; Dothideomycetes; Pleosporales
Product: glia maturation factor beta
Exons: 3
Biological process (GO): negative regulation of Arp2/3 complex-mediated actin nucleation; actin filament debranching
Cellular component (GO): actin cortical patch
Molecular function (GO): Arp2/3 complex binding; actin binding
Source: RefSeq, a predicted model, not a curated record